Tarenaya hassleriana is the source of this 2519-nucleotide messenger RNA. RefSeq lists its product as uncharacterized. The coding region runs from base 90 to 2162 and encodes 690 amino acids. The record is from RefSeq and is a predicted model, not a curated record. Gene Ontology annotation, biological process: positive regulation of transcription by RNA polymerase II. Gene Ontology annotation, cellular component: NSL complex; MLL1 complex; Ino80 complex. The transcript is spliced from 8 exons. Lineage: Eukaryota; Viridiplantae; Streptophyta; Magnoliopsida; Brassicales; Cleomaceae. Gene Ontology annotation, molecular function: protein binding; G-quadruplex RNA binding.
UCCCUCAAACCUCCUUCACCGUUUAAACUUUUCUAGAGAGAGACUGAAACGAGAGAGAGAGAGAGAGAGCGCUCGGUCGGCCGCCGGACAUGGGGGCUCUGGCUCCGGUGACUCCAUGGUUACCCGAAGAUGACCUUCUCUUGAAGAGCGCCGUCGAGGCUGGUGCAUCUUUGGAAUCACUUGCUAAAGGUGCAGUGCAGUUUUCCAGAAGAUUCUCUAUCAGAGAACUGCAAGAUCGAUGGCAUGCACUCCUUUAUGAUCCAGUUGUUUCUGCAGAGGCCGCGUUUCACAUGACUGAGCUUGAACGCUCUAACUCUAAUAUUCCUACAAAGUUUGGCAGAACUGGAUAUUCAAAAGAAAAUAAGAGUUCAGUUGGGAAGAGGAAUGCUGAAAAUGUUCGCAGUUCCUACUAUUCCUCGCGAAAGAAAUUUCGGUUUGAACUAUUUAAUUCGAUGGAUCUAGGCAUCCUUGUUCCGCCAAAUGACAACCAUUUCAUUGGCAAUGGAGAAGCAACUCAUUUGGGGCUUGAAGAUUCUCACAUGGAUAUUAUCCAUAACGCCUUUCCUGAAAUUUUGGCUGAUGGUUGCUGCAUGGGAGGAUUUAAUAACCCAAUUGAGGAUGGUCAUCCUGUGCAGGAAGAUAAUUUACAAGGCAAAAUCCAUCAUGUAGUGACAGGGGAUCUUGCAUUCACGCAGAAUGCAUGUUCUUCUAGAUGUAAUGCCGUUCAUGAAGACUCCGAGAUGAACUUAGAGAUGGCUGCUCAAGAACCCAAAAUUGCAACACCUAGUACUGAUUGCUUCCUGGCAGAGCUUUCAAACUCUCUUUUCAAUGGGGUGGAUUCUUUCAUGAAUGUAGAAGGUAAAGACAAUGACAAAUCGUAUUAUGAUGGUCUUAGCUCACUUUUGGUAAACUCCACAGAUAACACGAGCCAAGGGGCCUUGCCUAACUCUACUGAGCAAAAAUCAUCUGCUACACAAAAUAAUUCAGGAAAUGGCAGUCUGGGUGAUCAUGAGACAUCUGAACUGGAUGGGACAAAUGCAACGAGCUCAUCAGAGGUCAAACCAGUGUCUGGCUCACCUGCCAUAGAUCCUCAUCCUGAGAUAGUUGAUGGUGUUAUCUGUUGUGUGUUAAACACAGACCACCCUGAAAUUCCUUGCAAUGAGGACAUAUUUCUGCCCAGUAGCUGUCAUCCGAUGUCAGUUUCUUCCUUAGCCCGACGGAACUUUAAAGAUUCUGGUAAUCAAAUAUCUACAUCUGUUAGAGAUAUCUCGGCCUGUAAGGAGAGAAGCACGGGCUAUUCAGUGCACAUGCCGAAGAACCCUGGACGAGUACAGGUGUCUUCUCAAGGAAAGCUAGAGACGGGUCAGCCAAGUCAAGGGUCGAUAGAUGGAAACAACGCAGUUGCAACUAUACAGUAUAUUCCUAGAAAUUCCUCUAUGGGUUCUGAUGGCCAUGAAAAUUUUCCCAAGAAGGAUAUUGGAAACAGCAAAUUGGAACAAGGUGCCCUAGCAGUUGACAGUCAGACACAUGCAGCAAAUGCUGGUGAUGGCUCGAUAGAGAUGGUAGUUUCGGAAGAGGAGGUCAAUCCAACCGUAGAUGAACAUCUGAGCGAUAGUGAUGAAGAGUUGCCUAAUUAUUCUGACAUUGAGGCUAUGAUACUUGAUAUGGAUUUGGAUCCUGAUGAUCAAGAUAUUUAUGAGCUAAAAGUCUCCAAGUAUCAGAAUGAGGACACCAGAAGAGCAAUUAUAAGACUUGAACAGGCUGCUUACUCAUACAUGCAAAGAGCCAUCGCUUCACAUGGCGCUUUUGCUAUUUUGUAUGGUAGACGUUCAAAACAUUACAUCAAGAAACCUGAGAUUCUGCUUGGUAGAUCAACAGAAGACCUCAUCGUGGACAUUGAUUUGGGAAGAGAAAAGGGUGGUAGCAAAAUAUCUCGUAGGCAGGCCAUCGUACGUUUGGAAGAUGAUGGUUCUUUCCGUAUGAAAAAUCUUGGGAAGUAUCCUAUUUCGGUAAAUGAGAAGGAAGUAGAUCCUGGACAGAGUUUAGUCCUAAAACCCGAUUGUCUGAUUGAGAUACGGGGAAUGAUAUUCAUCUUCGAGACAAACGAAACACGCGUCAAGGAAUACCUGAAUAGCAUCGAGAAGGUUGAUCGAGAUGGGUAAAUCCCAGAUCGAUUUUACGAGCUUCUUCUUGUACUGAUCAAGAAGGUGUCUGUUUUUAUAGGUAGCCUUGGUAAUUAUUAUUAUUACCCAUGCCAUUUUCUCGUACUAAUGUUUUUGUUUGUAGCUUGUUUUUUUUUUACCUAAGUACCUUGCCGCAGGGCAGGAACCAUCGUUCAGACCGAACUAGGGUGUCUUCUUACAUCUAUGGUUGACGACGUGUAUAGCAGAUCCGAUUUUCUUUUCCUUUCUAGGCUUCACCUCUGGGAUAUGAAUUAAUAAUAAGAAUACGAAGAAAAAUUUGUCUGGAUUCUGGGUUUUGGUUGAAUUCCGGGUAUUAUGAUUUGGGCCUUGUGCCAG